Molecule: messenger RNA, 6281 nt
Organism: Arvicanthis niloticus (Nile rat)
Lineage: Eukaryota; Metazoa; Chordata; Mammalia; Rodentia; Muridae
Gene: Ldlrap1
Product: low density lipoprotein receptor adaptor protein 1
Cellular component (GO): early endosome
Source: RefSeq, a predicted model, not a curated record
CUGCGGGCGCGCGCCGCCUGGCCCGGCGGAAAGUUUUCCUGGAGGAGUUUUGGCGGCGGCAGCGGCGGCGGCGGCGGCGGCAACCGGAGCGGGCCAUGGACGCGCUCAAGUCGGCGGGGCGCGCGCUCAUCCGGAGCCCCAGUCUGGCCAAGCAGAGCUGGGCGGGCGGCCGGCACCGCAAGUUGCCAGAGAACUGGACAGACACUCGGGAGACACUGCUGGAGGGCAUGGUUUUCAGCCUCAAGUACCUUGGCAUGACACUGGUGGAGCGGCCCAAGGGUGAGGAGCUGUCCGCAGCUGCUGUCAAGAGGAUCGUGGCCACAGCCAAGGCAAGCGGGAAGAAGCUGCAGAAGGUAACACUCAAGGUGUCGCCCCGGGGGAUCAUCCUGACCGACAGCCUCACUAGCCAGCUCAUCGAGAACGUGUCCAUUUACAGGAUUUCCUACUGCACUGCAGACAAGAUGCACGACAAGGUGUUCGCAUACAUCGCCCAGAGCCAGCAGAACGAGAGCCUGGAGUGUCACGCCUUCCUCUGCACCAAGCGGAAAGUGGCUCAAGCUGUCACCCUGACUGUAGCCCAAGCCUUCAAAGUUGCCUUUGAGUUUUGGCAGGUGUCCAAGGAAGAGAAAGAGAAGAGGGAGAAAGCCAACCAGGAAGGAGGAGACAUCCCAGGGACCCGAUGUGACGGCACCCCCUCAUUGAAAACCUUGGUUGCCACCGGGAACCUGCUGGAUUUGGAAGAGGUGGCUAAGGCCCCGCUGUCCACAGUCAGCGCUAAUACCAACAAGAUGGACGAGACACCUCGGCCUCAAGUCUUAGGCAACAACAGCGUGGUCUGGGAGCUGGAUGAUGGCCUGGAUGAAGCAUUUUCAAGGCUGGCACAGUCACGGACAAACCCUCAAGUCCUGGACACUGGACUGUCAGCACAGGACAUCCACUAUGCACAGUGCUUAUCGCCCACCGACUGGGACAAGCCUGACAGCAGUGGCAUCGAUCCAGAUGACGACGUCUUCAGCUUCUGAAGGCCCGAGGCUGGCAGUGCACUACUGGCCUAGACAUGUGAUGGACCACAAGCCACCUGCAGCAGGGCUGCCAGCUCCAGGAGCCAUCAGCUGCCUGUGGCCAGUGGCAUCAGAGCCCGCAGAUUCGAGUUGCACAGUCACGCAGGGAGAGUAGGUAGAAAGAUGCCUGAGGUAUCCGGUUGGUGACUCCUGGUUUAUGCUCGGAAACCAGGUUUGAUUCAGGCGCUUAUGGUGUGUGCAGGGCGCGGCCUGGCCUCUCUCCUGGAGCCAGGACAAUGACCAAAGCGUUGCUUGUUCCUUUUCUUUGGGGCAUCCUCACUCCUGAAGCAGUUAAGAGCCUGUUGUUCUUUGUGUACUGGACAUGGCUUUCAGGAAAGGUGGGGUCCUCAAGCCCGGCCUCCUCAGGGCCGAGUAGCUGAGGCUCUCAGAGGCAGCCCCUGACCAAAGACACAUUUAACUCUGCACUUUAACUCUCACGUAAUGGCCAUGGUUCGAGGCCCGUGAUGGUGCUGUGGGAGUAGAGCUGCCUCCUGCCCUCCCUCCACAAGAGGGUCCCAGUUCCUGAUGUGGCCCAUACAGUGCUAGGACCUAGUAUACCAGCUACCCACGACUCCCAGAGUCACCACAACCAUGGGGAUCACCUCUGUGGCUCCUGGGAGCCUCCCAACAGACAAAGCUGGGCCUGCUCUUCUGUUUUGUCUAUCCUUGUAUGUGCUCCAUUUUCUGCCUCCCCAUAAUUCCUGGGAUGAUACCAAAGUCCAGCACUAGGUUGUAGCAGGUUGUUUUGCACCCAUUUUACAGAUAAAGAAACUGAGGCAACACGUGUGUGUUGGGGGGUGGAGUUGAGAAUAGAACCCAGAUCUGAUACCAAAGCUGCCGUCUGCUGCCACCUCGCAGCCCACGCCUCUUUCUCUUUGGCUUUGUUGUCCUCCCAGGAACCAGAACGCCCCAGCUAUUUUCUGACCAAAAUGUGUUUCAUAACAAACCAUCUGGUGCCUUUCCACACGGCGCUGGCGCAGGCCGCCAUGCCCUGCUAGCUGCCACGCUGCUGACUUCUGGACAGAUGUGUUUUGAAGUCUGUUCAUUCCACCGGUGAAACGAAAUCCUGCUCUAGAAACACCUCGCUGUCGUUUCCUGACCUGCAGCCCUAGUUGUCCCUCAACCCUAGCUGUGGUCGUGCGGCCCAGUGGUGAGCUUCCCGUAGUCUCUCUUUUCUUUCUUCACUGGUCCUGUGGGCUCUGGCAUCCUGAACCUCAGCCAAACCACAAACAUCUUUCCUUCACAAGGAGCCCCCAGUGGCUGGGCUUGUGAAAGCAGGUCUCAGUAUCCCCAGGAAAAACACAUUCUUCCUGAAUGCUGAGUCACAAAUGCUUGCCUUGGGGAGGGGACUUGGAGAAUUCUUGCUGGAAUAAAGGUUGCCAGCUCCCUUUCCCCAGCCAGCUCCAGGCCCCUGCUCCCAGCCCAGGUGGCCAGGGUCCAGGCGCGAGGGGACGGCCGUGGUGUUGGGUGGUGCUGUAGUCUUGCUGACAGGUUGACUGCUUCCUGUGGCUGCUGCCGAUGCUGCUGUGUGAAGCUGGAAAGGCAGUUCUGAGUAGGAAACAAUAAAUGCUCCCUUUCUGAGUAUGAGCACCUCCUGGGGUAUUGCUGGUGACAAAGGGCCGGGUGGCAGCCUCUGCCCUCCAUGUUGGGAGCAGUGGUGUGUCAAGAGGCUGGGGCAGGCGGCUGCCCUAGAAUGGAAGGUGAUGGCUGGUCCCCUGUUGGAGGUCCAGGAGGUACCUUCCUUUGCACACUGCCAUUGUGUGAUUAGGUCACUGUUGGGUGAUGCAGGCCACGCCAGUGGGCCUGUGCUAAGCACUCACUGUUUCUAACCGUGUGUUCUGGUCAGCCUCUGAGCCCCUGAGACAUGAGUCUGAGAGUGUGCCCAUGUAUACCCCUGCCCAGGGACGGUGCUCUUCCCGUGACUCCCCAGUGAGUCAGACUUGCAGGUUUUUUCUGCUACUCGUUGUUCUGGACCUGGGCUCACAGCUCUGGAGCAUGGUCCACAUGAAUUCAAGAUAUGUGGCUAAGUGUGAAGGGGACAGAGGCAGAGGGUGGGAAAGUUCCAAAGUCCAGCUACUGCCGUGUGUCAGUUACCUGUUUCUCUGAGCCUCAGUUUUCCUGUCUGUAAACAAGGUACAGCAGUCUCCUGUGCCUAUGUUCCUGGGGUUUUAUGAGACUGCUGACUAUUGUCACAUUAUUGGUACUACAUAUCCAGUGGCUCAAAGGUUUUUCUCAGAGCAAAAGGUCAUUUGGAUCGAAUGUGUACAGUCCUGACAGACUCUCAGACAGUGACUGACUACCACUCAGUGUACUUCCUGUGUGCCAGCUGACUUACAGAAGCCAGCUGAGCCCAGAUACCUACUACUGAGGGCUUCGUGCUUAGAUGGGAGGGCAGUCCUCCCCUGAGUGCCUGGUAAGGCCAUAGCCCCUGCUUACAUCCCUAACCCUCGCCCCGCCGCUGCCGCCGUGUAGGGAUUUCCCAAGAGAUGGCUCUGAUCCAGCCGCUCAUGUCCUGCCCAGACUCAUAGUGACCAUUCCAGCAAAGCCACAUUCUUCAAGUUCCACGGGCUUCUAUCUGGGGACUCCCCAGCCACUUCUCCUUCCUGUGGCUUGUGGGGGUCUUCAUCCCAUUCAAUAGGCUUAUUUCAAGUAUGCAGAGGCAGAGCCUUCUGAUGUCAGCCGACGAGCAGAUUCCCUGCGAGGCCCCGUGAAUCAGAGCGGACUACAGAAUUCUUUCUUUUUUCCCCCAUAAUUUAAAUGGACACCCAACAAGCUCAUCUUUCAGUUUAAAUUUGGCCAAGGCCUUUAGUCUCUGGAUGUUUCAGAUUAUGGAUCCCGCCGCUCAGCUGCCUGCUCGUUCAUGCAUAACGUAUGUAGUGAAAGAACAAAGCCGCCUUUCAGACUUGAUGUGACCUUCAGCUUCUCUGGGUAGAUGUUGGGCUGGCUCUCCAGGAGACGCUGUCACAAUUACACCUUGCAAAGGGCUUCCCAGCUUCUGGGCCUGGGACACAGGCUGGAGCCUGGGUUUUCUUCCCUUUCCCUGGCCUGCUUGGUUAUCAGGAAGGGCUACUGGCCAUGUCAGGACCCUUGUGCCCAACCUUGGCGUGCUCAGUCUGCCAUGGCACACUAGGAGGUGGGGAGUAGUAGGUGGUCUUAGAACUAUAUUCUUUGACAGUUUUAUAGAUGUAAACGAUGUCUUGACCCCCGGCUCAACCCUCCCCCCAGGAAUCCCAACACAUUCCCUUUGCCACCUUUCCUUUUUCCUUUUUUGUAGCUCAGAGUCCAGUUAGUACUGCCUGUUGGGAUGGUGACUGCUCCUGCUGGCUUGAUCUUGUGUAGGUAGCUAGGGCUGUGGUAAGUUCUUGACUGUGCUGUCUAUAUCCCAUCUAAGAGACAGUGCGCCUCCUCUUCCCGGUGUUCCCUGAUCCUUGGGAGAAAGGUUGACAGGGACACCCUAUAUAGGGCGAAGCCACUUGUGUCAGCACUGACCCAUUAGGAGUCUGCAGUAACGGCUGCCCGCUGCAGAGAGAAGCCAAGGGUAAGAACAGCGCUGGUCUAUGGGUCCAGACAUGAGGGUCCUGUAGCAAAACAACAGUGGGAAGUUCCUCAUGAGGCCCGUGACUGUUCUAACCAUGGGGUUUUGACCCCAUCAGGUUUGUGGUACCAGGCCUGAGUUCCUGUAGAGUAGGUCUUGAAUGCAAAAGAGGUUGGUGGUCUCCAUAACCUUUGUGCCAUUAUUGCACGAGUGGGUGUAUCGUGCAUGGUAGGUCAGUAUUGUAGCGUGGAGGAUUGGGUGCUGGCUAAGACGACUGAUGUAUUUUCUCCCUCCACUGGCCUGCGUGGCUUCUGAUAGCACUGAAAGCUAGUCAACACUGAGGAAGCUUUUGAGUCAUUCAGUUGGAUGUCUGUCAUAACACCCAAAGUGUGUCUUCUGCAGUAGAAUCUUACCAUCUAAUUUUGGUGACCUCUGGGACUUCCCUGACCAAUAAGUUGUAGGGAGAUAGAUAUCUUCUGUUGUCUCACUUCUAUGGGAUAUCUGAGAGACAGGAAAGACAAGCAAGCUGACCUGAAGCUUACAUUCAGGAAGAGGUAAGCCUGGCAUUUGAACCCCAGGGGAUCUGAAUCCAAAGCCUGCUUCUGCCACUGCAAACCAGCGGCAGUAGGGAGCUUAGAGCGCCUUGGGAGCUGACUCCACGGUUAGCAUCGGCAGGUGCCCACUGCACAGAUCCAUUGGCUGGACCUAUCCUGUGUCUACCCAGCUGGCUGCCCCCUUUGGGCUGCUGCUCUGGACAUGCCCACCAUGGGACUCUGCAGAGCCAUGUGCCCAUUACAUCGGGCCCUAUCUUUUCCCUGCCAUCUUGAGGAUGUCAAGUAGCGUCUGCCUCUGUGAGGACCAUAGAGGUUACCACAGAUCCCCUGUGUUCAGUGUCCUGGCGUGGCCCUCCCUCUGCAGGUCACUAAGACACCCAGAGAACAUGAUCUUGCUCACUGGGUACUCCUGGGGCCCUCUCAGAGUCACAGCCUUAACCAAAUGCCAGCAUAAUACUGCUGGGCAGCUUGGAGCUUCCAGCCUGGACAGAAGUGGGCUGGGACACAAGGCCUAACAUGCUGUUAGGCAAUGAUUAACACGCUUCUGCCAAUCACCAGCUUGGCCUUGUCUGGAUCACAAGAGGCCUCUGCUCUCGACCCUUAAUAGUCCAAGGGGCGGGGACAUGGUUUCCAGAAGUCACUGGUCAUGCAGGCUUGCCUAUGCCAGUGUGACAUUGGGGGACAGAGUUGGGGGUUGUUGCACGGGAUGCAGAUGGGCUGCCAUGUAAGGAGUGGUCCAGCUGGACCUCAGGAGGGUAGAAAGGUUGAAGAUGCUCUUGAUGGCAUGGUAGCUCUGCUGUUGGGAGCCCUGUCUAAGCCACUCCAUGACUGGGUGCCCAGGCACUACCUGGCUCCUGUGGCUAUGACUGAAUUGUGGCAGAAGUAGAAAGUUUCUGAGAGCCUUCUGAAGAGGUCAGGAGCCCCAGGUCACAGGUAGUGCAGGUGCAGGUCAUCAAGGCCCGGGUUCCACUUCCCAGCAGGCACUAGUUGUGGUGUGCUGGGUCUUCCUUACUCCCAGAGGGCAGCCCUGCAACUCCUGUGCUGCUUUGUUGAAACUCUGAUGUUUAACUCUGCAUCCUGACCAAAGAUGUUGCUUUCCAAAAUGUUCUCAAAUAAAGGUUCUAGAAUCUG